Agelaius phoeniceus (red-winged blackbird) is the source of this 949-nucleotide messenger RNA. It is a transcript of the gene CACYBP, whose product is annotated as calcyclin binding protein. NCBI's taxonomy places the organism in Eukaryota, Metazoa, Chordata, Aves, Passeriformes, Icteridae. Gene Ontology annotation, molecular function: S100 protein binding; tubulin binding; ubiquitin protein ligase binding. Gene Ontology annotation, biological process: heart development. Gene Ontology annotation, cellular component: nucleus. The record is from RefSeq and is a predicted model, not a curated record.
CAGAGCCCAGGGCAGGGGGAGAAGUUCCCGGUCCCGCCUCCUCGGGGCCGGAGCGGGCGGGGCCGGGGCCCGCGCGUCACUUCCCGCGGCCGGAAGGUUCCAGAGGUUCCACGGGGAGCCGCCAUGGCCGUGGCGCGGGAGGAGUUGCAGAAAGAUUUGGAAGAGGUUAAAGAGCUGCUCACGAAAGCCACUAGGAAGCGGGUGCGUGAUGUCCUUGCAGCAGAGAAACAAAAGCUGGAGCUGGAAAUCAAGAAUCAGCCUCCACCGAAGCCAAAAGAUGUGGCAGAGGAAGAAAAGUCAUCGCUGGGAGGAUACACAGUGAAAAUAAACAAUUAUGGUUGGGAUCAGUCAGAUAAGUUUGUUAAGAUUUACAUCUCUUUAAAUGGUGUCCAGAAGCUUCCAGCUGAGAAUGUGCAGGUGAAUUUCACAGAGAGGUCAUUUGAUCUGCUGGUGAAGAAUCUGAAUGGGAAGAACUACACCAUGACCUUCAACAACCUCCUGAAGCCCAUCUCAGUGGAAGGCAGCUCUAGAAAGAUAAAGACAGACAUGAUCCUUGUCAUGUGUAAGAAGAAGCGGGAGGAAAAAUGGGAUUGUCUCACUCAAGUGGAAAAAGAAAGCAAAGAGAAAGAGAAGGCUGCCUAUGACACCGCAGAUCCUAGUGAAGGGCUUAUGAACAUUUUAAAGAAGAUGUACGCGGAAGGGGACGAUGAGAUGAAGCGCACCAUCAAUAAGGCCUGGGUUGAAAGCAGAGAAAAGCAGUACAAAGGGGACAUACCAAUGGAUAUCUGAAAGCACUCUAAGGGCCGCCUUAAAACUGAUCUUCCAUGUGAGACACGCUGUGCUGCAAAGAUCAUCGUUUACAUAACCUUCUUCCAAGCAAAGACAGUCAUUUUCCAUUUCAGGUUGGAGAAAAUAUUUAAAUAAAAUAGCUUAUAAAGCAUUUCCUUCA